Molecule: messenger RNA, 12262 nt
Organism: Galleria mellonella (greater wax moth)
Lineage: Eukaryota; Metazoa; Arthropoda; Insecta; Lepidoptera; Pyralidae
Gene: Asator
Product: tau-tubulin kinase homolog Asator
Exons: 32
Coding region: 430-3888 (1152 amino acids)
Biological process (GO): signal transduction; peptidyl-serine phosphorylation
Cellular component (GO): nucleus; cytoplasm
Molecular function (GO): ATP binding; protein serine/threonine kinase activity
Source: RefSeq, a predicted model, not a curated record
ACAACACUAUGCGGCCGAGUAAUUUUAUAUUUCCCGAAACCAGAAUAACUUUCGCAUCUAACUUUAUAAUUAGAUUUAGACGUUGUUUGGACGGAGCGCGUUGUGGACGUGGCCGUCCAUUUCGUUGGACAUUUUUAAAAAUAAAACCGCGCGUUUCGAUUUUGCAUUGGAUUUGUUCUGUGUUGCGUUUUAUUGUGUGUUCAAAAAGUGUUUUGUGCUAUGCUUUUAUACGGGCCAUAGAGACAAACCUACUAAACCAGCACUCGAUUUUUUUAUCUAGUCAAAAACAGAGCAAAUGGUAACCACGUGAUAACGAUUUUACUUUUAAAUCACGAAUAUCGAAAUAAAUGGCUGUGAGCUAGCGAAGAGACGGAGUUAGCAACGGAUAUACGGACACGACAGAUUGUGGCUGAGAACAAGGCGAGCGAGAUGUCGCUGGUGGCUCCGAGGCGGGUCCAGUUGGACUGGACUCACGCCAUACCAUGGGAACAGGAGCCAAAGUGCGAGCGAGACUCGCCUUUCCAGCAGCAAGGUCAGCACCAGUCCAACCGAUCAGAGUCCUCGUCGUCGUCAGCUGACACCGCGUCGCAGGGUUCUGGCUCGGACGCCGCUCCGGCGCCGCGUCCUCGCCGUCAUGAACCCCAAAGAGAAGAGAGGCGUGAGGAAGCCGCCUGCUCGCCGAGGGUACAGCCUAAUCCAUUAUUGAGAUCCCGUACCCUCCCGAACUUCGGCGGGCACCGUUCUCGCGAGGCGUCCCGCUGUGACACGUCACGCCGCGCACACCACAUCACCAUGGCGUCUGAAGACCUCCUACAGCCAGGGCACGUGGUUAAAGAACGAUGGAAGGUGGUGAAGAAGAUCGGCGGCGGCGGCUUCGGUGAGAUCUACGAGGGGCUCGACCUGGUCACGCAGGAGCAGGUGGCCCUCAAGGUGGAGUCGUCGCGCCAGCCCAAGCAGGUGCUCAAGAUGGAGGUGGCCGUGCUGAAGAAGCUGCAAGGCAAGGAGCACGUGUGCCGGUUCAUCGGCUGCGGGCGCAACGCGCGCUUCAACUACGUGGUGAUGCAGCUGCAGGGCCGCAACCUGGCCGAGCUGCGCCGCGCACAGCCGCGCGGCGCCUUCUCCAUCUCCACCACGCUCAGAUUGGGCUUACAAAUACUCAAAGCCAUAGACUCUAUACAUUCAGUGGGUUUCCUGCACAGAGAUAUUAAACCUAGCAACUUCAGCAUCGGCCGCCACCCGAGCAACUGCCGCAAGGUGUACAUGCUGGACUUCGGGCUCGCGCGCCAGUACACCACCAACAGCGGCGCCGUGCGCCCGCCGCGCGCCGCCGCCGGCUUCCGCGGCACCGUCCGCUACGCGUCCAUAAAUGCGCACAAAAACAAGGAGAUGGGCCGCCACGACGACCUGUGGUCGCUGUUCUACAUGCUGGUGGAGUUUGUCAACGGCCAGCUGCCCUGGAGGAAGAUCAAGGACAAGGAGCAGGUGGGGCUGAUGAAGGAGAAGUACGACCACCGGCUGCUGCUGAAGCACCUGCCGAACGAGCUGCGCCAGUUCCUGGAGCACGUGCAGCAGCUCGAGUACGCGGACACGCCCGACUACGCGCUGCUCACCACCAUCCUCGAGAAGUGCUGCAAGCGCCGCGGCAUCCGCGACUCGGACCCCUACGACUGGGAGAAAGAGUCAGUGGCGGUGUCACGCACGAGAGCGUCCGUACACCCGGUACCGGAGCAUGCGCUUGCUACUGAUAACCAACCGGACAAUAGCCGGCGGCGCGUGGACACGGAGGCGGGCACGCUGGCGACGGCGGGCACCGCGGGCACCGUGGCCACCGCGGACCGCGAGCGGCGCCAGCCGGCCUCGCCGCGCCACGCGCACCACCACGGCCACCACGCGCACCCGCACCAGCACCCGCACCCCCACCACGUCAACGGAUACUCGACUACAGACAAGCAAACGGAAAAAGAGUCAGAACUGAGAACCACACCAGCGCCAUCUCCUGACAGACACGCAAAGGAGGCGACGACGUCUAGUGCUGGCGGCGGCGCAGGUGCACGGCCCGAGCGGCAGAGCGUGCCGCCGUGCCGCCCGCGCGCGCCUGCACCAGGUGACCACCACCACACCCUCCUCCCGACCCUCACACCCCUCCGAGUGUGCGCACGCCCACGCCCCUUAUGCGUGCAGGAGCUCGCGCACCAGCACUCGCCGCACACGCCCGGUGAAUCAGUGAGUCCGAGGAUAGUGGCAGAUGUGGACAGCGUACAUUCAGACACGCACUUCAAGAGAGGUACCCGUCGCACCGGCCGGGCUCGCGCCGACCAAAGCUACACGCAGUUCGCCGUCAUGGACGACGAGAACGUGUCCGCCUUGCAGCAGGUGACAAAGGGCGGUGCACUGACUUUGGUAUCUCUCUGGAAGUCGCAAUUCGACGAUUCAGAAGAGACCACGGACAACGAGUGGAAACAGGAACAGUUACAGUCGCCGGAGCACCGCGGCCGCGGCGCGAGCGGCGUGUCGAGCUGCUCGAACGCGCCGCGCACGCAGCUGCCCGCCUCGCACACGCAGCACACGCCGCACACGCCGCACACGCACACGCAGCACACGCCGCACACGCCGCACACGCAGCAACCCGCGCCCGGACACCAAAAGCCGGACCACGCCGCACAGGCGGGUGCGGGCGAAAAGUCGCCUCCGGCGGCGGCGCGGCCGGCCCGGCGGGAGCGUGCGCCGUGCCUGUACAUCCCGGGGAUAGAGGCCUACCCGAAGCUGCAGCCCAUGCUGCCCAGGUGCUGGACUCUGCCUGCUAUCGGGUCGCACGUGCGGUCGCUGCGGCCGCCGCUGCUGCAGCAGGCGUCGUUCGACGGCGCGGGGUGCGCGGGCGGCGCGCUGCGCUACCGCGUGGACGUGAUGCGCGGCGUGGCGGCGCGCCGCGACCACCACCACGUGCACACGCCCGCGCCCGCGCCGCCCGUGCGCGCGCGCAGCCUGCCGAGCCUGUCGACGUCAUCGUCCCAGUCUGCACCGGCGGCGCCUCCGCCGGCGGCGGCGGCCGCGGAGGCGGGGGAGGGCGCCACGGUGUCGAGCCGGCUCGAGAUACGCGUGCGCCCGCCCGACAGCACCUCGCCCGGACACUCCGUAAAAAUCCAUUCUGUGGUGAGUGGUGGCGAGCCAAUCCGGUUGAAUCAUGAAGAAGCGUCAGUAUAUUACGACGCUACAGAACACCAGAGAGACAAAAGGUCGUCAACUCGGAGCGGCGGUGAGAAGAGCCAGAGUCCAGCAGUAGAGAGAACGAGACUAGACGCAGUACAGGACAGAAGCAGUCCACCUGUAAAACGAGAAGUGCCGAGUGGAGCGGGCGACGGCUCGCAGAGUUUACGGGAUCGGUCGUCGACCAGCGCGUCCCGCAUCCCGGUGGCGCUGGGCGAGGCGCGGCUGGCCAAGUGUGCGUCGUGGAGCGGGGACGGGCCGCUGGACGGACCCGCCGCGCCCGGCGACGCGGACCUCACGCCCGCGUUGCGCCGGCGGCGGCAGAAUGCAAACGAAAAAUAUGCAUCAGACCCGACGCGGGAGCUGAAUCUGCGGUUCGCGAGGCCGCGGCACAGACAACCGCCGCAGCAUACUAGAAUUGUCAGCAGCAGAAGUGGGUCUCGCGGGGUGCCGGCGCUGCUGAUGUCGUCGCCGCCGCCCUCGGGCGGCUCCUCGUCGUCGGGCUCGCCUCCCCCCGCGCCCGCCGCCGCCGCCGCCUCCUCCGCCUCCUCCGCCUCCCCCGCCGCCGCAGCCUCCUCCGCCGCCGGCGGCCCCGCGCCGCCGCCGCCGCCCACGCUGCCCGCCAAUGCCAACCAUAAUGCAGCCAGAGCCAGGCGCUUUCGACCUCUAUCCAUCGCGCCAUAGGAGCUGACCCACCAGCGUGCGCAGUCGCAGCAAGAAUAAUCUAAUAUGUAGCAGCUACAUAUAUAUUUCUAUAAUUAUAUUAUAUAUUUAUAUGCCUUACGGACGUAAUUACGUUGUAAACUGUAUAAAAUAUGAAUUUAUUUUUCUUUCUAAUAAAAAUAUAUUUAAAAGAAAAAAAAAACAAACAUAUCCUAUUAAAAAAUUAGACUUUGGAUGUGGUCUCUUGGACUUGAUUUCUUAAAAUAGUCUAAGAGCCGUACUGCAUAAUAAUAUAAUAUUUAUAUAAAUUCUAUUGCAUCUUUAUAAUUUAUAACUCAUUUUAAUGUAACUUGUUCUCAGGAAUAGUAACUCAUUAACUGUGCCACGGGCGGCACAGUAUAUUCUGUAAUAUCUAUAACAUCGUUCAUAUCAAUAGGCAACGGUUAACACUUGUCAUUAAACUAGUCAAUCACAAUGACAAGCUGCCGAAUAUAUGUACUAUUAUCAAGUUUAUAUUGAAAAAUAGUCAAAAGAAUCCUGUUUCGAUAUGAUUUUUUUGAUCUUAUAACUUCAACCUCGAGCUCUUAGACUAUAUUUCAAAAUGCAAGUCAGCAUAGUUUAGGGGCUGAACAUAUAUUCAAUUACACGUGUAAAAUACAUUAUAAAACAACACAAAUUAGAAAAUAUAAUAUUAGUUCAUAUUUUAUAUAGUUUAUAUCAGGUUGUGUUGAGCCAAAAAUAUAAGAAAAAUUUUAAAAAUUUCAUAAUCAAAUUACACUUUAAUUAUUAUAUGACUGUGUUUGUGUGUGUGUGUGUGUGUGUGUGUGACAAAAUUAAAAAGUAAACUGUGAAACUAACGUUCCCGUAACAGCCUGUACGCUAGUAUGGCCGAACGCCCCGAGUUUUCUCACCAAAUACCCUAGCGAACACAAAUGAGACACUUUCUUAAACACACACUAACAAAAUGUCAUUUUCAAGAGUGUCACGUGACAAAGUCAUCGUGUAUCAUAAAAAAGUUCAUAUAAUUUUGGUUCGAAUACGCCCACGAAAAUGUGAUCGUACCACAGUAGUGUGGUGUUAAGCUAUUUUAAUUCUUAUUAAUCAGCAAAUAAGGACGGUAAUGGCCGGUGUACGUGUAACAGGGACGUAGUGCUACUAGAAGUGACCACACGACGAAUGUCCAGUGUUGUGUUCUUUUGUGAUAUGUAAGGAAAUGUGUGAAGCGCGUAUAUGAAGUAUGUAGUUUAAGCUAAUAACUAUAUAGUUAGAUAUAUAAUUUGCCAUAUUGUAUGUUCUAAAAGCGUACUGUAUCGUGGGUUCGAAUCGGGCCAACGCCAAUGUUUGUUCAUUGUAAAUUCUUGCCCGGUAUUGAGACCACGGUUGAAAAAUAUAAUCGAGCGAGAGUCUAAGGCUCGCUCGCUUGAUUUUAAUAUGCUCGGAGGAAUAUGGGCAAGUUAUUAUGAUGUAAUUUUUUUGAAGUUUGUUUAUGGGUUAUUACUAUUGUAUUUUUUUUUUGUACAAUCUAUUUAUGAUUUUAGAAUAACUGUUGACAGAAUUUGAGCGAACGCUCUUUACACAGUUAUAAUGACAUUUAACAGUUUAACAUAUUUGUUAAAAGUACAUUUUUUCGCGUUUAAUCGGUUAUACGGACGGAUACAGCUGAAGAGUGAGUAGGAUAAAUACAAAAUCGCUACAGAACAUGUUUUUAGUCGUGUUCCAUAAUUAAUAGGCCGACAGGGGGCGCUGCAAUAGACGUAUGUUUUAUUCAAAUAUUUAGGUUUAUUAUUUGUUUUGUAUUGUCUAAACUCUAAUUCUUGUUUUUCGUACGCACGUCACGUGCACAGGACGGCGACUACACUUGUGAGACAGACUGUAGUCGGCCCUUUGAAAAAUAGUACUUGUCCAAACAAUCUGUAAAUCAAAUAAAAUAUUAUUUUUAUUUCUGGCAAUCUUUUAUAAAAAAAAAAAGUAUUGUUUAUUUUUACGUUUCCAAAACGUCAAGAUGUCGACAUAUUUCCUGCCAUUAUAUUGUUAGUAACAUAGUUGUUUUUUAUUUAUAUUUGUGUAUGUGAAACAUACAAAAAAAUAUAUUAUUAUAUUUUAUUAUUAUUACUUUUAUUAUUUGAUCAAAUAUAAUUUGAAAUCUGUCAGUGUCACUUCUAGUAGUAUUACGUCUAGAUAUCGAAAUUUGCACCUUGCCACAACGGCGUAAGGUACAUAAUUAUAAAUAAUAAAAAAAAAAGUUUAGAUCUCUCUCUCUCUAGGUAGGACUUGCCUUUUCGAGCUAAUUUGGCUUUUAGAUGCCUAUUGAGCAAUAAUGAGCAAUACGGCUCACAUGGGCUUUGCUCAGGCGAGCUCAUACCACAUUGUAUUUAGCGUCUCGUUGUUGCCGACUUGAGCAAAAUGUAUUGAGCGGUAAUAACUCUAUUGGGCUCCGGAGUAUCAAUUAAGUAUGUGAUAUAUGUAUAUCGUUGUAAUAUUGACCAUUUAUGGGCAAAAUACUCCAAAUAAUGAAUCCAGUUAGUAGUCGGAGUUCGUAUUGAUUCGUUUCUUGAUCAGAAAGCUAGUGUCAUUUGGCUCAAUUCGGCCCUAUUCAGUUCAGAGGCGAAACGCAUCGAGUAUGGCGCCGAUAUUGAUGCAAUUUUGUAGAUUAUACAGGGAUGGAUAAAGGGAUGUGUAAGUUAUGUUAAUUUUACGUUAAGGUGUCCGUCUAUACGUUGUUACGAUAGUGAAUCGAGGUAGACAGUUGCCAACGAGUAUCCACGUGCCAAUUACUAUGCAGUCUAAAUAAAUAAAUGCACACAGUAUUAAGAUUUCCUCAACAGGCUUUAUUCUCAAAGUGCCUAAGUAAUAUUUUAAUAUUUCAUUGUUAAUCCUUCUUUGCAUAACGGUGGAAAUUUCCAUCAUAACAUUGAACGCCCAAAAAUUAUAUAAAAGAACAAGUACACUUUAAGUUGAUCGUGUCUGGAUACCUUUUUAAUGUCCAUCGCAGAAAAAAAAUACACAUAGCUGUUAAAUUUAUUUCUUUAACCAUUUUUCCUUUAAUUUUGAACAUAAAUUGUAUCACCUUGAUUUAUUUCACCAAUAAAAAAAAACAUGCAAAAAAGGGUUAAAUGUUCCGUAUGGACAUAUAAUAUUGCAAUGUAAUAACAAAUGGUUUAAAUUAAGUGUUGUUUAGUCGAGAAAGUUCGACUAGUUUCGGGACUAACUGGGGACCUUAACUUGGGGACGUGUGCUAGUGAAAACGUGUCUAACAGACAGAUUUGAUUCAUCAAUUCCAAUGAUAGCGUACACUUUUUCAUUCAUUGAGCUUUAAUUAUCAAUGAUGAAUAUUAUCAUUGAUGACGUCAUACAUGUAAUCAGUAAUGAUUAAUGAGGAAUCAUUAAAAAGACAUCAAUACUACCUACAGACCGAGGAAUAACUACAUGGGACAGAUGAAAGAAACACUAGGUGUCAUGUCGUAUAGGGAGAUCAAGGAUAUGGCCUGGGAUAGAGCUGGCUGGAGGAAGAUGCAUGAAUUAGUUGCACCGACAAGUGGGAACUCUUAAAUGAAAAGAGAGACAACCAACAGGCGUUCUGAUUGUGUGGUAGGAGUUUAUUGGACUGUUAGGUUCCUGUUAUUUCCAUAAUCUUUAUUCUAGUUUGGGUUGGCUUUUACGUAAAGUUUCUGUUGAAAAGGUAAAGAAUAAGAACAACAUACAGACGGACACCUGGAGAAUCUGAUAUAGCUCACUAUUACUUGUAUUUAAUUUAAGUAUAUUACUUUAUUGUAAAUUUAUUUUCCCACUUAAAAUGUUGCGUACGUCAUAGAUAAAUGUUUUUUUUUUUAUUAUCUUGCAUAGACAAUUUGCCUUCUAGCUUCACCCCAGAUAACUAAAAUACCAACAGCUUCUCUUGCUUCUUUCGAUUACCUCAGUUCUGUAACCUUGCGACUCUUUUGGGACCUUUUGCCUCCCCCGAGACCGUCUAAUUGUGAUAGACUAGCCCCAUAGACAAAUUUCAAAUGGAUAUCUCAAUGGUUACGUCUUCAAUCUCGUCUGCAUGUGAUAGAGCGAGAAAACAAUAUCCAGCAUUUUUUUUUCUCACACAUAUCCGACGACGAAAGCGUAUCUCAUGGUAGAUUUAUUUGUUAUUCGUCUAGAAAGACGGGUUUUUGUUUUGAUGGGUGAAAAUGGUGUGGUAACCCCGCCUGCGCUAACGGGAUACGCUGGCGGAGCACCAGUGAAGGGUGAUAGAUGAGAAUGAAAACAGACCAGUUAGCCCAUCAUGAUGAAUUCAUCAGGAAUUAACCAUGAUAGUUUCCAGGGAGAACCGCGAGGAGCUCGACCUGGUUGGGUAUAUUGCUAGCAAUAGGAUUCUCAGUCUCCCUUACUAAUAAUCCCUUUCCCCCCAGAAAGGCAGGUUAGGUCCCCUGGUUCCUGCAUACACCCACUUUCUUUUCAUAUGUUUUGAUAUUACAUUCUACGAUUCACAAUAUAACAUAAAACCUAUGUUUUAAGCAACAUUUUAAGCCCACUAAGACUAGAUUUAGUACUGAAUAAAUGUACACUAAAUGUAACUAGACAAUUAUCAAUGAAAUAGUAAUUCAUCGAUAGAUACAUUGGGUACUAUAUCUAGUGAUUUUUUUUAUUUAUGUGCUUUUAAUGAUUCGUGAUAUAACAUAUUAAUUACCUAUGUGCAAAUUUGCAUUCAAUAAAAUGUAGGAAACUAUCUUCUUAUGUAAACAUUUUGGGUAAAUUUGUAAUAUUUGUGAGGUAACUGAAUACUAAUGUAUUGUUGUAAUGUUGCAUGUCAUUUUACCCCCCUUUUUUUUCUUUGAGAAUAUAUAAGCUUUCACCCAUAAGAGAAAUCUUGUUAUUUAAAGCUUUCCCGAAAUGUAUCGAUACUUUUGCAAAAUUACUCAAAAUGUUGUAACGAGUACGUCACAAAGCUCUAUAUAUCAAUAAGUGACCAUUUUUGACUGAUAUCUCGAUGUUUGAAAUAUUUUUUUAAAUGUUAAAUGCAUUUGACAUACCACUGUUAGAUGACGAUAUAGCUGCGUCUCGCUCUAAAUUAUGGUAGACCAACGAGUGUGAAAAGGAUAUAUGUCGAUACGUAAGUUUAACGUUUGUACAAAAGUAUUUAUUUUUUAAACAGUUCAACAGUUCUAAUUUUCGAUUUAGUUUAUAGGUUCUUAUAAAGGAAAUGUAGUUUUACCAAUAAAAUGAUAUAUGUUCGGUAAUCAUAAAAAAAAAGAAUGUAUAUAUAAAAAAUCUUUCGGCCAUAUUGUAAGUGACGUCACACAAAGCCAAUCAAAACCCUAUAAAAUAGGUGUUCAAAAUCACAAUACACACACGUUUUGUGUUACAGAGUAGCGGUUAAAAGUAAAUAUUCGACGAUAGGAACAUUCGAGUCGGUGCCAAUAUACUAUCGAUAGUACUGUAUUCGCUCGAUUUUUAUUUAAAUAAAAGUAGCAAGUCAGCUUUGUUCUGAAUUUGGAGUCGGUAACUGAUCCAAUGUCAGGGGUAAAAAAAGGGGUAAAGGUUUCUUCAGGGUCGGCAAAGCGCGCGUAAUUCCCCCAAUAUUGCCGGCGUUCAUAGGCUAAUGGUAACCGCUUACCAUCAGGUGAACUGUAUGCUUGAUUGCCACCUCAGUUGUAUAAAAAUUUAAAGAAUCGACCUCAAUAAUCAAGUCCUUAGGAGCAGCAAAGCAUGAGGCUAUGUAUGGAUUUUGGAAUGCAGUAUCUUCCGAAGGUCACCAUCAGAAAUGUAUUUUCCCCUAUUUAUCUAGUUUUAUAGGUUUUUGCCUCACGAGACUUAAUAUUCUGACUAAUUAACAAUUAUUAGUGUAUUUUUUUUUAAUGGGUGAUAAUGGUAUGGUAACCCCGUCUGCGCUAUCGGUAUACACUGGCGGGGCACCAGUGAUAGAUGACUGAUGAGGAUGAAAGCGGGUCAGUUAGCCCAUCGUGACGUAUUCAACUAGAAUUAGCCACGAUGGUUUCCAGGGGGAACCGCGUGGAGGUCGACCUGACAGGAUAUAUUGCUAGUAAUGGGGCUAUUUGACCCCACUGCUAACAGUACCUUUCCCCCCCUAUUAGUGUAUAAUGUUAAUAUUGAAAUAAAAUUAUUUAUUUAUUCAACUAUAAUCAGUACUGCUAAAUACUGUCUCUGUAAUUGUAUAUUAUAAAAUACACUGAAUAUAUAUCAUUUUAUUUGCAAAGAGAAAACUUGUUUAAAUUGUGAAUACAAUUAUUGUUAUAAAUAAUAUAUGUACAGCGGAUUUAAAUAAUUGGCUUUUUAAACGAGAGAAGCAUCUCUUUAAUAAACGUGCUAUUUUAUUUUGAACUGUAUUAUGAUAAUAAAUCGUGUUUUGCUUUAACGCAAGUCUGUAAGUCGGUGUUGGCAUCGAAGUUAUGCAGUUAUUUUGUGGCGGUUUAAAAAUGUAUAGGAAAUUGACAUUAGUAGUACGUUACUUUCUGAAUCUCGUGCAAAUAUUUAAUUUUAAAUGCCGCCAUUUAGAAUUUCAAUCCGUUAUUUCUUUAUCUCUUUAAUUAGCCAUUGUGUGUCUAAUUUCUUUGAUAUCUUAAAUUCUAUUUACUUUAUUUUAAAUAUUAUAGUUUUUUAAAUAGGUUUGGAAUUGUAUUGUGCUAUUUUUUUUUUACUGUAAUAACUUCGAAGCAAACACAACAAAAAGGUUUAAAUGUCGUAAAUAAUAAAAUAUUUUUGGAAAAAUACGGCAUAUGAAGGACUAGUGUAGCGUUGAAACGGUAAUGUACCGCGACAAAGUAAGCUGUGCGGUGCUCGUACUGUACAUUUAGAAUUUUGGCAAAUUGUAUGUUGGCACGGGUAGUUUGUUAAAUUCCAAAUUGAUUUUCAAAAUGGUUUUUGUUAUGUUGUUGUAUUCAGAAGUACUCGUAUAGGUGCAGUGGUCGAGGUAGUUCGGCUCUAGGGUCUCGACCGAACGUCGCCGGGUCGAGUUUCGGGAUACUCAUAAAUGUAUGUUGCGUGUCAAAUAUUAUUCUAGAUUCUAAAAUAUAUGUGAAUCAUGUGUCUGUCGCGGAGGUUGUGACGAAUGGAACACUACUAAAUAUAUGUUCAAUUUAAAUUUACCACAAAUUCUCCGUUAAUGAGCAACUAUGGGGUCGAUUCUAAACGUAUCUUUAAAAUUAAUAUCUGAAUUUGAUGACACAGCGAUUUUUUUUAUUCUAAUAUAAACUAAAUUUAUAAUAAAUUUAAAUGAUUAUAUAUCUAGUUUAUGAUCGUCCAUAAUACAGUAAUUUCGCCAAAUUAUCGAAUUAAAAUAUUUAAUUAAAGAAACAAGUUGAGAAUUUAUCACUUAGAAUCGACCCAAAUGUUAUGAACAAACUAAAAUUGAAACGUAUCUUAGUAUAAUGCUAAAUGUUGCUAUGAAACUCUCGGAGUAUGUUGUAAGGAUGUUUUGAUGGCGACGUGUGUGGCAAUAAAUAAUGCUAUUUCACUAAACGUGUAAGUGAUAAGUAUAGUUUUUGUGGUUGUUGAAUAUCAUUAAUGAAUUCAUAUUUGACUUGAAGUUCUAUUAUAUUAAGUCAUACUCAUACAUUUUGUAUGGAAUAAAGUAUUUUCUAAUUGGUGCUUAAUUUUAAAGAUAUUAAAUACAACUCGAAUACAAUAACAAAACAAAAACAACGAGCGAUCUAUAAAAAAAAUGUAUAAACUAUAAUAUAUAUAUGUAUACAUACGUUACGUAGAUGCCAUUUAAAUUCUAGUCUCUCGCUGCUUAGAAUAGAUAAUUGUAUGUAUUUGUUUAAUUAAAUAUAUACGACAUAUUGUUAAUCGAAAAUAUUCUAAGUACUUACUGCAAGCGUUAUCAGUUUGUUGUGAAAUUAAAAGAAUUAAUAUUAUAUAAUUAAUGUGUUAUUAUAAACAUGGCAGGUUAAUUUCAUGAGCGAAACAUCACUUAAUUGCAGAUUACUUGUAAUAUUUUGGAUUGAUCGAGUAUAGUUUCUAAGAAUUAUUGAUAUUACGAUGAAACAAAUUGACGGUUAUGCGAACCGCCAUUUUGACUUUUAAAAUGUCAUUUUGCAAAUCAAAUUGGCGGGAACGUAACUUUUAUCGCUUGGGGAUCGUGUUAGCGUUCUUUUAUCGAGAGCUGUACACGAAUUCCGUACAAUCUAGUCUAUGACCAGCUUCCGUCUGUAGGAUAUCGACGAUAAAAAAAAGUUGAGACAAUUAUUUUUGUCAGAUAAUUAUGUAUAAAAUUGUUGUUAUAAUUAGUGGACAUUUUUUAUUCUCAAUGGUUUUUGAAAGAGCGUGGUUGGCGAACGCUGUAUUUUAUUUUAUCUCAAAGUGAAUGCACGCUGUUAAUUUUAUUUUGCCAUAUUUUUUUAUAUCUACAGAAAUAUGCACAAUGAAAUUUGAAUAAAAGGUUUGUCCUUGA